AUGCGCCCUCCGCCCGUGCACCUCGGGGCGGGAGACCCCGCAGGACACGCCGAGGCCGGGCCGGGCCUCACCGGGGAGGCGGCGCCGCAGGCUGGGCGCCGGGGCUCGGCGCUCCCUUCUUUGGUGCGGCCGUCGCUGCCGCUACCGCCCUUGCCGCUCCCGGUGCCGGUGCCGCGGCCUCCGCAGCCGCCGCCGCCUCCACCGCUCGGGGGACAUUGUCCCUUUAAAUCGCUCCCCCCGCCGCCCCGCCCCCCCGGCGCGCCGCCGUGA
Rangifer tarandus platyrhynchus (Svalbard reindeer) is the source of this 270-nucleotide messenger RNA. NCBI's taxonomy places the organism in Eukaryota, Metazoa, Chordata, Mammalia, Artiodactyla, Cervidae. The record is from the annotation of a GenBank genome assembly.